UUGUAUAAAAGGUCAUUAUUCUUCACUUUGUCAAAUCACAUCCUAAGGCACAUAAUAGGAUUUCCAAUGUCUUCUUCUCUGAUCUUAAAACUCAUCUUACUCAACCUUUUCUUCAGCCUACUCUCUUCUAACUCUGAUUUUGAUGAUGAUGGUAGAAAGAUUUAUAUUGUGUAUAUGGGGAGCAAGUUGGAGGAUCCUGAUUCUGCCCAUUUGCAUCAUAGGGCAAUGUUGGAAGAAGUCGUUGGCAGCCAUUUUCCUCCAGAAUCUUUGAUAUAUAUUUACAAGAGAAGUUUCAAUGGAUUUGCGGUGAAACUUACCGAAGAAGAAGCUCAAAAGAUUGCUACCAAAGAGGGUGUAGUGUCUGUGUUUCCAAGUGAAAAGAACCAACUUCACACGACGAGAUCAUGGGAUUUUCUAGGUUUUCCAUCAAAUGUUGCUCGCAUGAACAAGGUGGAAAGCAACAUAAUUGUUGGAGUUUUCGACACUGGAAUUUGGUCGGACCAUCCCAGUUUCAGUGACAAAGGCUAUGGUCCUCCUCCAGCCAAAUGGAAGGGCAUUUGUCAAACUGCUGCCAACUUUACUUGCAACAAAAAAAUCAUCGGAGCUCGAGUAUAUCGAAGCAACAAGACCCUUCCCCCAGGUGACAUUAGAAGUCCAAUUGAUACAGACGGUCAUGGAACACACACUGCGUCGACGGUGGCCGGUGGACUCAUGACCAAGGCGAGUAUGAAUGGUCUCGGGCUCGGGACAGCAAGAGGAGGGGUCCCCUCUGCACGCAUUGCUGUGUACAAAGUAUGUUGGUCAGAUGAGUGCGCCGACGCCGAUGUGCUUGCAGCAUUUGACGAUGCCAUUGCCGAUGGGGUCGAUAUUAUAUCCCUUUCAGUUGGCGGAAAGUUACCGAAGCCUUAUUUCCAGCAUACCAUUUCCAUUGGAGCUUUCCAUGCGUUAAAACGUGGAAUAUUGACCUCCAAUUCUGCCGGAAAUUCAGGUCCCGAUCCAUACACCACCGCAAGCUUGUCUCCAUGGCUUCUUUCUGUCGCUGCAAGUACCAUUGACAGAAAGUUUGUCACACAAGUGCAGCUUGGCAACAAAAAUAACUUCCAGGGGAUUUCAGUUAAUGCAUUUGAUGAUCUGAAAAAUCAAUAUCCCCUCAUUUAUGGUGGAGAUGUACCAAACAAAGGAUUCAAUAGCUCCAGCUCUAGAUUUUGCAAGGAGAACUCAGUAAAUCCCAGCUUGGUGAAGGGAAAAAUCCUUGUUUGUGAUGCCCAAUUGUCUUCCAAAAAAUUUGCUUCCAUGGGUAGCCCAGCCGGCGUCCUGAUGCAAGCUUAUAGAGAUUAUGCUGUGUCCUAUCCCUUGCCAGCUUCUACUCUCAAGUUAGAAGAUGGCAGCAAACUUAAAAGCUACAUGUCUUCAACUAAAACACCCACUGCUACCAUUUUCAAGAGUACGACCAUUCAAGAUGCUUCUGCUCCAUUUGUAGCUUCCUUCUCCUCUAGAGGACCCAAUGCUAUAACACAUGAUAUUCUCAAGCCAGAUGUGAGUGCGCCAGGAGCUGAAAUUCUGGCCGCAUGGCCUCUAAAUGCGCCAAUCACUGUGGCUCAAGAUUCAAGAAGACUGCUUUAUAAUAUAAUCUCGGGAACAUCAAUGGCUUGCCCACAUGUCACUGCAAUUGCUACAUACAUUAAAACCUUUAAUCCUACUUGGUCACCUGCGGCAAUAAAGUCGGCACUCAUGACAACUGCUUCUCCCAUGAACCCAAGUAUCAAUGAUGACGCAGAGUUUGCAUAUGGCUCAGGCCAAGUCAAUCCACUGAAAGCAGUAAAGCCAGGGCUAGUCUACGAUGCAAAUGAAAGUGACUACAUUGAAUUCUUGUGUGGCCAAGGUUACACAACCGCCAUGCUCCGGUAUAUCACCGGCGACAAUAGUACUUGUACUUCUUCUGGAUUAGUUUGGGAUUUAAACUAUCCUUCUUUCGCACUUUCCGUAACCCGUUCUCAAAGAUUCAUCAAUCAACACUUCACAAGAACUCUCACGAAUGUUGAAAAGGGAGGAUCUACUUAUAAAGCUACGGUUUCUUCCCCACAAGGCCUUCUUAUCUCAGUGAAUCCUUCUACUCUAUCUUUCAAAGCCACUGGAGAUAAGAAACCCUUUGCAUUAACAGUUCAAGGAACAGUUAGACAACCCAUAAUCUCUGGUUCAUUGACUUGGAGCGAUGGUCGACACAGCGUGAGGAGCCCUAUCAUAGUCUAUGUUCGGAGUUAGUUUUGUUUAGUUAAGUCUUACGUUUGAAUAAAGUGUAUAAUAAGAGAGAAUAAAAUUGUGUGGAAGUAUAUAUAUAGAACUUUAUAUGCUUCCGCUAAUGUUUCGUUUUGGCUUGUUUGUCACGAUCUAGUGAAGUGGCUGCGGCCGGCUUGUUAAUUAAGGUUGUCAACAAUCCUAGUAUUAAUCGAAAUAAUAUUAUGCUUAAAUUUGAACC
Messenger RNA from Benincasa hispida (wax gourd), 2476 nucleotides. Its product is annotated as cucumisin-like. Gene Ontology annotation, molecular function: serine-type endopeptidase activity. The record is from RefSeq and is a predicted model, not a curated record. Lineage: Eukaryota; Viridiplantae; Streptophyta; Magnoliopsida; Cucurbitales; Cucurbitaceae. Gene Ontology annotation, biological process: proteolysis.